UCUCUCCACACCUCUCAACUAUCCCAAAUUCGAAUUCAGAAGAGCUCAAAGUUUCGAUUUUUUCGGGUAAUUGAUACACUUGUUUUUCUGAAUUUCCUAGUUUUUCUUGUAUUGUUGCGGAAGAGAUGGUGUUCUUGAGUUGGGGCCGUCCAUCUUCCGAGCAACAGCAACAAGUAAUCAACAAGACAGGAACCUUCAAUUAUGACAACAAGUACAGAGGAGUUUCGUCAAGGUCUAUAGCAAAACUCAAGGAAGACUCAGAGGUUGAUAAAGAUGGAUUCUGGAUCAAUCAUGCUCGUGUUUUAGUCGGUUCUGGUAGAGAGAGUUAUGACAAGGGGAAAAAAGCUCUACAGAAUUGGAAGCAUUUUGGUAUGGACUGGACAUUUGUUGAUCCUGCAACUCCAGUUGAAACCGGUAAGAAGUUUUGCAUCUGUGUGAAAGAACUUCUUCCAUGGGUGAUGCUUCCUCUUCAAGUGGUUUAUGUCGAUGAAAGCCGGAAAUCAAGAAAAGGCCCUGCGCAUUUCGGUUACGGGAGCGGCACUCUUCAGGGACAUUUACUGGCUGGAGAAGAACGGUUUUCCAUAGAGCUUGACGGAAAUGGUCAAGUGUGGUAUGAGAUAACGUCCUUCUCAAAGCCAGCUCAUUUCUUGUCCUUCCUUGGAUAUCCUUAUGUCAAGCUAAGGCAGAAGCACUUUGCUCGUCAUUCUUCUGAAGCAGUGCUGAAACAUCUCAAUGCUUCCUGAUGGAAGGUCAUUCUUUAUUCAGAUGAUUGGUACUCUUUAGUAUAAAGUAUAAGAUACAUUUGUAUAAUAAUUUAAACUAUAUUAAGUUUACAAAAUUUUAUGUUUGUAUAAUGUAUUCAACCGGCAAAUCCUCUAAAAA
Capsella rubella is the source of this 882-nucleotide messenger RNA. RefSeq names its product UPF0548 protein At2g17695. The record is from RefSeq and is a predicted model, not a curated record. The coding region runs from base 126 to 743 and encodes 205 amino acids. Lineage: Eukaryota; Viridiplantae; Streptophyta; Magnoliopsida; Brassicales; Brassicaceae. The transcript is spliced from 3 exons.